This is a messenger RNA of Salvia hispanica, 1605 nucleotides long. RefSeq names its product putative isoprenylcysteine alpha-carbonyl methylesterase ICMEL2. The record is from RefSeq and is a predicted model, not a curated record. NCBI's taxonomy places the organism in Eukaryota, Viridiplantae, Streptophyta, Magnoliopsida, Lamiales, Lamiaceae.
CACAACUCUCUCUCUCUCUCUGCCAAAUCUGUGUUCAAUUUUAACCAACUUAACGUCUAUUGAGAUCGCAUCCUCAAUCCAACAUUCCAACUCAUCACAUCUCAUAAAGCUAAAGCGUUUCACACACAAUCAUCAUCAUCAUCAUCAUCAUCAUCGUCUGGAAUAAUGAAAAAUGCAGCGGCAUUGCUCUUCAGAUCAGAACAUGAUUCGGCCUCCGACUCCACCAGGAUUUUCAUGCCCUCCUCGUCCGAGAUCGAGACAAAGCCUCUCAUUUCGAGAACGCCGAGCUUCACCAAUCAGAAUUCCACUUCCGAUCAGAAGAAGAAGCGGCGCCGGCGCCGCGUCCUCAGCGAGACCUCCGUCGUCACCCUAUCCCUCGGCGGCACCCGCCGCAGGUUCGGGCGGAUGACGAUUGCGCCAUCCGAAACCUUUCUCAUCACUCGCCUCACCUUCAAGCUGUUGGCCCUUCUAGGGGUAGGCUACAGAUGGAUCAUGAGAUUCAUGGCACUUGGUUUCUAUGCUUUUCUGCUCAUGCCUGGUUUUAUUCAAGUCGGAUACUAUUACUUCUACUCGAGUAGGGUACGUAGAAGCAUAGUUUAUGGAGAUCAGCCUAGGAAUAGGCUUGAUCUCUAUUUACCAGAGAACAAAGAUGGGGCGAAGCCAGUUGUUGCCUUUGUAACUGGUGGUGCAUGGAUCAUUGGAUAUAAAGCAUGGGGUUCUCUUCUGGGCCUACAGCUAUCAGAUAGAGGUAUCAUAGUCGCUUGCAUAGAUUACAGGAAUUUUCCUCAAGGAACAAUUGGUGAAAUGGUCCAAGAUGCAGCUCAGGGCAUCUCAUUUGUGUGCAAAAACAUUGCUGACUAUGGAGGCGAUCCCAACAGAAUCUAUAUUAUGGGGCAGUCAGCUGGUGCACACAUUGCUUCUUGUGCUAUAUUACAGCAGGCAAUCAAGGAGGCUGCUGGAGAGACGAUUACUUGGAGCGUAUCUCAAAUAAAAUACUACUUUGGUUUAUCUGGAGGGUAUAAUCUAUUCAAUUUGGUAGACCACUUCAACAGCCGAGGUUUAUACCGCUCACUAUUUCUAGGGAUAAUGGAGGGAGAAGAAUCUCUACAUCAAUAUUCUCCAGAAGUAGUGGUGAAGGAUCCAAACAGGAGGAAUGCAGUUUCUCUGUUACCUCCUAUAAUUCUAUUCCAUGGAACUGCUGACCUCUCAAUCCCCCCUGAGGCCAGUACAAGUUUUGCUGCGGCUCUUCGAGAUGCUGGAGUUCAAUCUGAGGCAAUUCUCUACGAGGAGAAGACACACACAGAUCUGUUUCUUCAGGACCCUAUGAGAGGUGGAAAUGAUGAUCUGUUUGAAGAUUUGAUAAGACUGAUUCACGGCGACGAUGCUGAAGCUCUGGAGAGAGACGUGACAGCACCUCCACGGCGACGCCUAGUGCCUGAAUGUAUGUUGAGAUUAGCCCGGAAAGUCAGUCCUUUUUGAUCAUUUUUAGAGUUCAGUUCAUUUUAAGCAAAGGAUAGCAUUAUUUAAUGCUUUGUUGUUUAUUGCAUAUAGGUUAGUGAUGACCCAUUUCAUUUCUACUAAAUUACUAUAUUAUGGUUUAAUUUA